This is a messenger RNA of Andrographis paniculata, 2138 nucleotides long. RefSeq names its product beta-amylase 1, chloroplastic-like. Gene Ontology annotation, molecular function: beta-amylase activity. Gene Ontology annotation, biological process: polysaccharide catabolic process. NCBI's taxonomy places the organism in Eukaryota, Viridiplantae, Streptophyta, Magnoliopsida, Lamiales, Acanthaceae. The coding region runs from base 102 to 1835 and encodes 577 amino acids. The record is from RefSeq and is a predicted model, not a curated record. The transcript has 4 exons.
AUGUCUUACAAGUUAAAACUCUUGGGCUAUAUUUUCUAUCAAGGCGUAACCGAUUUCUGUUAAUCUUGUUUUAGGAGUGUUUGAUUUUUGUGUGUGUAGCGAUGGCGAUGAGUUUGCCGCAUCAGAUCGGAGCGAUUUCUGGAUCUCCUUUGCCUGCGGAUUCGGGGACGAUUUCCGGCGAGGCGCCGUCGUCGGCAACCGUCAGCGCGGUGUGGAGGCCUCCGGCGGCGACGAAUUUGCGUGUUUCGGUGCGCAGGAGUGGCGCGGAGAUCGACCGCGUGUCUCCUUCGCCGCCGAUGAGUCCGGUGCGCGGCGGCGUGAGGGCGGACUUGUCGGUUGCGGCUCAGGCGCUGGUGUCGGAGGCGGUUACGAGCGAGGAUUUGAAGGAUAAGGAGUACGCCGUGGGUAGAGGCGUGGCGCCUGUUAAGGAGAAGAAAGGUGUGCCGGUGUACGUCAUGAUGCCGCUGGAUAGCGUGACGUGGAAUCACACGGUGAAUCGGAAAAAGGCAAUGAACGCGAGCCUGCAGGCGCUGAAGAGUGCUGGCGUGGAGGGGAUAAUGAUGGACGUGUGGUGGGGAUUGGUGGAGGGUGAGAACCCUGGCGAGUAUAAUUGGGGCGGAUAUUCGGACCUCCUAGAGAUGGCCAAAAAGCACGGCCUAAAAGUCCAGGCGGUGAUGUCGUUCCAUCAGUGCGGCGGAAAUGUUGGGGAUUCCUGCACAAUUCCUCUGCCGAAAUGGGUAGUUGAGGAGAUCGACAAGGACCCUGAUCUUGCCUACACAGACCAGUGGGGCAGGAGGAACUAUGAAUACCUUUCACUUGGAUGUGAUACCCUCCCAGUGCUCAAGGGGAGAACCCCUGUCCAGUGUUACUCAGAUUUCAUGAGGGCAUUCAGAGACACAUUUCAGCAUCUUCUUGGGGAUACCAUUGUAGAAAUUCAAGUCGGCAUGGGUCCAGCCGGUGAGCUUCGCUACCCAUCGUAUCCCGAGCAAAACGGUACCUGGAAAUUCCCUGGAAUCGGCGCCUUCCAAUGCUUCGACAAGUACAUGGUGAGCAGCUUGAAAGCAUCUGCGGAAGCUUCGGGCAAACCUGAGUGGGGACACACCGGCCCGACUGAUGCCGGCCACUACAACAACUGGCCGGAAGACACCAACUUCUUCAAGAAAGAAGGCGGGGGAUGGAACUCCCCGUACGGCGAGUUUUUCCUCUCGUGGUACUCCCAGAUGCUCCUCGACCACGGCGAGAGGAUCCUCCAAUCCGCCAAGACCAUAUUCCACGACACCGGCGUUAAAAUCUCAGUCAAAAUUGCCGGCAUCCACUGGCACUACGGGACACGGUCCCACGCCCCCGAGCUCACCGCCGGCUACUACAACACCCGCUACCGCAACGGCUACCUCCCGAUCGCCCAAAUGUUGGCCCGCCACGGCGCCGUAUUCAACUUCACCUGCAUCGAGAUGAGGGACCACGAGCAGCCGCAGGAUGCACAGUGUAUGCCGGAGAAGCUCGUGAGGCAGGUGGUUUCGGCCACGCAGGAGGCCAAAGUCCCCCUGGCCGGGGAGAAUGCGCUGCCGAGAUACGACGACUACGCCCACGAGCAGAUCUUGAGGACUGCUGCACUGGAUGCCGGAGAGGGGGAGAUGUGCGCUUUCACGUACCUGAGGAUGAACCCGGAUCUGUUCCAGCCGGAGAACUGGCGGCGGUUUGUGGCGUUCGUGAAGAAGAUGAGGGAAGGGAAGGAUGCGCACAAGUGCUGGGAGGAGGUGGAGAGGGAGGCCGAGCAUUUUGUGCACGUGACGCAGCCGUUGGUGCAGGAAGCUGCGGUUGCUCUUAUGCAUUAGGUGCUGAGGAUGGAAAUAAGACACGCCUAAAAAGCUUGUGGUAACUACUAAUGAGUACGAUGAACAAGUGUCUGUGUGUGUAGUUGUAUUUUGUGGUGUUGUGUGGAUCUUUAAUUGUAAUGUAAUGUAAUGUGAUGUUGUAGUGUGUGGUAGAAUUAUAGGUAUCUGUCUGUUUGUAUUGUUUCGUUUUGAUUACCGACUGCUACCAUCGAGGCGUGUUUUUGGCCUUGAUGACGAACGAACUGGGGACAAAUGUUAUCCUUGUAUUUGUAUUAUUGUUUGUAUAAAUUUAGAAUUCUGAAA